GCGCCCACAAUGUCCCCGUUAAACCGCAAUGCUACGCGAGCAAGAGAGAGUUGAACUCUAAAUCGGUUCAGUCAGUAGAUGGCGGUAAUCCAGGAAACCUGAUCUGUCAGGUUCAACAGAAGUCUGUCUCAGUUUGCAUCAUUCCCAAAGGAGGCAGUGGAGCCGAGCAGUUGAAUGACAUCAAAUGAAACACGGGAGUUUACAGAGAGUCCUUUUGAGUUUUGCGCGUAGCUUGUCUUCCGAGCCAGGAGACAGUACGUUUUAUUGAAAAUCAUGGAAGAAAAAUCGAAUUCGUUUUCCAGCAACAAAGAAGUGGAAAAAGCAGAUGGGAAUAAUAUAUUUCAGAGGCAAGACUCGAUACAGAAGAAGAAUAUGGGGAGCCAGAACAUGAAAUCAGGGGACCACCCGAAGUCGGUGGGCUUCAAGGGUGACCAGGAGGAAUCCUUGGUCGGGUUCGACGAUCUAGACGGGUCCGGGAACCGACACGGCUUUAUGCAGAGGCAAUUUGGAGCGAUGAUGCAGCCUGGCGUCAAUAAGUUCUCCCUGCGAAUGUUCGGCAGUCAGAAAGCCGUUGAGAAAGAGCAAGAAAGGGUCAAAACUGCGGGAUACUGGAUCAUUCACCCCUAUAGCGAUUUUAGGUUCUACUGGGACUUGGUAAUGCUGGUCAUGAUGAUGGGGAACCUGAUCAUCAUUCCUGUAGGAAUAACCUUCUUCUCGGAGCAGACCACCACCACCUGGCUAAUAUUCAACGUAGCAUCAGACACAAUCUUCCUCGUGGAUCUGGUCAUGAACUUCCGCACUGGAAUCGUCAACGAGGAGAGCUCCGAGAUCAUCCUGGACCCCAAGGUCAUCAAGAUGAACUACCUGAAGAGCUGGUUUGUGGUCGACUUCCUCUCGUCCAUACCAGUGGAUUAUAUAUUUCUAAUAGUGGAAAAGGGGUUUGACUCAGAGGUGUACAAGACGGCGAGGGCGCUGAGGAUCGUUAGGUUUACUAAGAUUCUGUCUCUUCUGAGGCUGCUGAGACUUUCCCGACUCAUCAGAUACAUACAUCAGUGGGAAGAGAUCUUCCAUAUGACCUACGACCUGGCCAGUGCUGUGGUAAGAAUAUUUAAUCUGAUAGGGAUGAUGCUACUGCUCUGCCACUGGGAUGGUUGUCUACAGUUCCUGGUUCCCCUCCUACAAGAUUUCCCCCAAGAUUGCUGGGUGUCGCUAAAUGGUAUGGUUAAUGACUCGUGGGGUAAGCAGUACUCGUACGCUCUCUUUAAGGCCAUGAGCCACAUGCUGUGUAUCGGGUACGGCGCCCGGGCGCCCGUCAGCAUGUCCGACCUGUGGAUCACCAUGCUCAGUAUGAUUGUGGGCGCCACCUGCUACGCCAUGUUCGUCGGCCACGCCACCGCUCUCAUCCAAUCACUGGACUCGUCCCGCAGGCAGUACCAAGAGAAGUACAAACAAGUGGAGCAGUACAUGUCAUUCCACAAGCUACCUGCAGACAUGCGGCAGAAGAUCCAUGAUUACUAUGAGCAUCGCUAUCAAGGCAAGAUCUUUGACGAGGACAAUAUCCUGAGUGAGCUCAACGACCCUCUCAAAGAGGAAAUUGUGAACUUCAACUGCCGGAAGCUUGUGGCUACCAUGCCACUGUUCGCCAACGCAGACCCCAACUUCGUGACGGGCAUGUUGAGCAAGCUGAAGUUCGAGGUGUUCCAACCCAACGAUUACAUCAUCAGAGAAGGCACCGUGGGCAAGAAGAUGUACUUCAUCCAACAUGGUGUGGCCAGUGUAAUCACCAAGCUCAACAAAGAGAUGAAGCUGACUGACGGCUCCUACUUUGGAGAGAUUUGUCUGCUGACGAAGGGGAGACGCACGGCCAGCGUUCGUGCCGACACUUACUGCCGUCUCUUCUCCCUCUCUGUGGAUCACUUCAACGAGGUGUUGGAGGAGUACCCCAUGAUGCGCCGUGCCUUCGAAACUGUAGCCAUCGACCGCCUGGACCGCAUCGGAAAGAAGAACAGCCUACUCCUCCAGAAGUUCCAGAAGGAUCUGAACGCUGGGGUAUUCAACACACAGGAGAACGAGAUAUUGAGGCACAUAAUCCAUCAGGACAGGGAGAUGGUGAUGAUGGUGGACCGCAAGCAGUCGGUCACAGGGAUGUCGGUCACCGGAAUGAACUCCACCCCGAUAUCUGGAAAUUCCAUGAUUAACUCUCCUGCUCAGCAGCCCUACACCACUGCCCUGGGCACCAACCAGUUUCAGCAGUCAUCCUCCCAUUUAACAUGCAGUGCUUCAGGCGUCAUUGCUCCCUCUGCCGCAGCCACCGCCCGCAUCCUGCCAGCCUCAACGCAGGGUGUCUACCCUGUCCCCAGUGUCUCCCACAGCAGCCUGAACUCAUCCUCGCCUGUCCCCCAGAUCCCCCUCUCUCUCCAGCAGCAAGGAGCUAUCAUGUCCCCAGUAUCCUGCAACACGGCUGUGUGCAGUCCACCUGUGCAGACCCCUGGGCUGGCGGGACGCAGCUUCCAGUAUGGCUCGCCCACCGCCUCCCAGCUCUCCCUUUUCCAGCAGCCGCUGCCUACUGCCCUACCACCCCAACAACCACUACCACAGCAACCACAACAGCUGCCCCAGCAAACAGGAGGAGCUGCAGCCUCCUUGGCAACACAACAACCACAGCAGCAGCAGCAGCAGCCAAAACAGCAGCAAGUCCCUUCACCUCAGAGGAGUGACAUUCUCCACAAGGGCAGCCAUACUCUCGAGUCUGGAAGCCUGAGUCAAGAUGUACACCACCUAUCUGCCUCCCAAUCCUCCCUGCCCCAUGACACAUCCCUGGGGCCCAGAGCGCACCCUGGAGUGUCCGGGGACUUCCUGUCCUCCAUCGCCCUGCCGGUGGCUGCGGUCCAGGGGCCAGGUAUGCAGAGCGGUCUCCACACCACAGUGCCCCAGAGGGUCAACCUGUUCCGCCAGAUGUCAUCGGGAGCAUUUCCCCCGGGGCGAGAGGCGUCCUCUACAGCCCAGCACAGGGAUUCCACAGGUUCUAGAAAAGAUUCUAGAAGAGAUUCUAACUUAAGCAGUACAGAGACCGACCAAGAUAAGAUGCGGUACGCAUCAAAUUUAUGAUCCCAUUUGACUUUUUGAAACUUCUGUUUGAAUUCACUUUUAAUGGAGAUACAAGAAAAGAUAGACAAAUUUCUUCUGAAAAAAUAACCUCAUAGAAUUCCUGUACAGACUACCCUUGUAUUAUAGACACAUUUUCUUCCUAAACUUAAGAAUGUAUAUUAAACAAAUAUAUAUCAAUAUUUGUAAAUCCAUUUAGAAUAUUUGGCAAAGACUAUUUAAAAGCUCUAGUAUAUAAAACAUGAGUAUUUCUUUCUGAAUAAUAUAAAUAUACAAUGUAUGGAUAUUUUGGGGGGUGGGGUGUUUUUGUUUGUUUGUUCUUUUCUGUUUUUGUAAACUGGAAUGCGUCGUGAUGAAUCCUGAUUAUUUAUAUUUUUUAGUUUUGUACCUGCGAAAAGAGGAACAAAUAUCAUCUCAUACAACGCAGCUUUGUCACCACUGUGGAAUAACUGACGCAACCUUGAAACUGUCAAAAAGCACAAACUCAAACAUAAAUCUGAUAACAAAUUAGUGGAACCUUUAUCUCAUCUUAGCAAUCAAACACUAGUACAGUAGCUAGGUGUUCCAUUGCUCUCAACAAUACAUCCUCUUGAGCCACAAUAUCUUCCUACAGCGGUUCGGGUCCAAGGGGAAUGAAAUAAAUAUAAUUGCUGCUUUUAUUUUUAUUUUUGGAAAGAAGGAUGUUGUGUGGUGUGGGCGAGGGAUGGAUGAUUCUGUUUUUUCUAUUCCUAAUUUCAGACCGUGAUAGACGUUAUGUAAUGUUGCUUAAAAAACGGUGUACAUUUAUAAUAGACUGUGAUAUGAAGAUUAUAUGUGUGUUGUAAAUAGUUUUAUAGAUCUAGUAUUUGCAGGUACUGUGUGGUGCAUUCUCAAUCAUAACAGUAUCUUACUUCUUUCAGGGACCUGGAUAUCAUUUAUAUGUGGAAAAAAAGUGAAUAAGUGACAGCAAUACAUAUGUUCAUUCGAGAUAAGAAAACCUUAAUGCAAUAGCUAGCACUACUUGAUACUGAGAAAUGCCUGUUCUGAAGUCAAACUGAGAAUCCUUAUUUGUCUGUAUAGUAUUUAUGUCCUUGUUUCAUAAUUCAUUUAAAAAAUUAUUAGGGAUAGGCGUCCCGUCAACGGGACAGUUGUAAAUCAUGCAGCACCUUGUGUCACGACCGCAGACUUGAGAGAAACAACAAAUGUUGGUACAUAUAAGUGUCUUAUAUCGGCUGAAAGCUUAAAUUAUUGUUAAUAUAACUGCACUGUCCAAUUUACAGUAGCUAUUACUGUGAAAAAAAUGCUAUGCUAUUGUUUGAGGAGAGCUCCUAACAACAAAACACUUUUCACCACGAUAGGUUUGAUAUAUUCACCUCAGAAGGUGACAUGUGUACUUAUAUUCUGAAAUCUUGCUCUGAUUUAUCAUCCAAAGGUCCCCAGAGAUAACAUGUCCUUUUGUUAGAUAAAAUCGUUUUUCAUAUCCUUAAAAAUAUCCUAGCAUUUCCACACAUUCAAGUUGCAAAGCAGGAAUCUGUGAAAAUCUAACACUAAACGUCGUUUCAACCAGUAGAAUCACGUUCGUAUUUAUUCCGCAGAGAUCCUAGAACGUAACCAGACUUCACUAUAUAAUUCAGAGUGUAGUAUAUCCUAUAGGACACCAAAUUUGGUCAGAGAGCGACGCCUUCAUGGCAUGCCUAUGACGCGGGCACUCUUCACUUGAUUGACUAUAACUUUGUCAAAUAAGCACCAAUCAGGGUCAAACAAAGCUAGCUAGAUAGCCAAUGUGCCACGGGAGUAUGCGGAAACCUCGUAUCUGUCACAAAAUGUUGCUGCUAUCCUUGUGCAGAAAAAUGUCAUGUUCAUGUAAAUGUCUCCUACACGAUUUGCCCAAAUGUACCUGGGUGACUUCACACUAAAUGUCAUGUAGUUCACUCAUACUUCAAGUUAUCCGUCUGAAACUUUGCACAUACACUGCCGCCAUCGUGUGGACACCAUCGGACACCAACCAGAGCGAUGUCUAGAUUUCCGACCUUUUUGUUGUAUUUCAAAGAUGAUGGAAGUAAAAAAUAAAUGGUUUUUUUUUCUUUGUAUUUUCUUCUACCAGAUCUAUUGUGUUAUAUUCUCCUACAUUCAAUUCACAUUUACACAAACUACAAAGUGUUUCCUCAUUAUGCUACUCCAUCUUUGGAACAAUAUUAUUUCUAGAGAUGCUAUAUAUGAUUUCAAUAAAACGGAUAAUACCAAUAACUUUAAUUUUACCAAUAUAUUCAUGCUACACAAUACAGAAAUACCUUCUUAAAGUGUACAUGAAGUUGUCAAUAAUUUUUUACUGUGGGUGUGUUGGGUGAGUUGCCUACAGCAAUGGUCAGUUAUUAUAUGUCUGACGACCCACACACAAUAUGCCACUUUAGAAUUACUGUAAAUAUGGAUCAUUGUUGAAUAUUAUAUCUUGACUGCAAAUGUUUAAUUAAUUUUGACAAUUUUAUUCCCUAUUUUUUCAUGAAAUUGUUUAUUUCGUCCACUGAAAGAACUCAAAUGUGUUACAUUUUGGAUGUUAUAUUCUGUCAGCGUUUUUUUAUUGUUGAUUUUUAACUUUUUCUAUUCAUUGACUAGCCUUUCAUAUCAUGUAUUGUGAAUAAUGUGAUAGAAUAGUGUGGCAUGAAUGAAUUUUUAAAAAUCCCAUUCAUAUCAAUGGAAAGAAAAGUCUUCCUGCCGACAGACAAUUUAUAAGUUUCUAAUUUUUUAACACAAUGUGAACUUCUAUAAAAUGGUUCUGCCAUUAUAUUCUAGCAUUCUCAGAAUUACAGUAAUGACUAGUAUAGUAAGAAAUGCAGUCUAUAGAACUGAGAAGGUAUAACAUGGCAAGUUGACUAGACAUUAUAGAAAUUCUGAGCACAUGUGUAACUCUCUUUGUAGCUAGUCACUGAUGUUGGGUUGAUUAUUAAUGUUGCGUGGAAUGAAACUGGCCAAAGCAAAACAUUCUAACUAAUUUUCUUUGUUUUGAAAACCGAUACAGACUCUUCAGUCAGUUAGAUUAAGUGUAAAGAAGGUUAAGAGCGAGAUAUAUUAUCUAGAUUCUAGAUUGGAACUCUCUGGCCCAUUCUAGGGUUCUAAACGUGGAGAGAUGUUCUAUUCCAACAAAGAGUGCUUAAUCCUGUUCUGCCAUAGUACGUGUAUAGGAACUAGUAUUGUACACAGUUCAGAUGGAUAGCAGCACUGUUGGUUUGUGCUGUUUUUGAUGCAUGCCUUUGGAGGGAAAGUUUCCUAUGUGCUUUCCUCACAAUAAUUCUGACCACAGCUAGCUAGUAUUCUGGAAUGGGCAUUAUGAUGAUGUAUGUAGCACAGCAUGAAGGGACAUGUGUGUUUACCAUUUUAGGAGUAUGGAGAACACUGAAUAAACCAGCACAUACGUUUCUAUUUUUUUUUUAAUGCAAAAAUAACAAAAGAACAGUGCCCAGAGAAAGGACAUAGGAAAU
Oncorhynchus gorbuscha (pink salmon) is the source of this 6560-nucleotide messenger RNA. RefSeq names its product potassium/sodium hyperpolarization-activated cyclic nucleotide-gated channel 1-like. Gene Ontology annotation, molecular function: voltage-gated potassium channel activity. The transcript has 8 exons. The record is from RefSeq and is a predicted model, not a curated record. Lineage: Eukaryota; Metazoa; Chordata; Actinopteri; Salmoniformes; Salmonidae. Gene Ontology annotation, cellular component: membrane. Gene Ontology annotation, biological process: transmembrane transport; potassium ion transport. Bases 274 to 3108 code for a protein of 944 amino acids.